GCCAACAAAGGAAAAUUAGAUACAUUCCUUACACUUUCUCUUUCCUGCUCUCACGAUCUACCCUUCAUUCAUUCCCCAAAAUUCCAUAAAAAUCCAAUCUUUUUGUUGCUAUUCUAUCAUGGGAUUUUCAGCUUUUGAGUUAAAGUUGAGGUUUUGAUUCAAGAUUAAUGGUGUCUACAUUCAUAGGUGUGUACUCAAAGCUUGGGAAUUGUGGGGUGGAUUUGGAAACUAAAGGACAAUUAGGGUUGUGCAUUUGUUUUAUUGUAGAUUUUAGGCAAAUUUUGAUAGCUGGAUUGUUUGGUUGAAUCGUAAUAUGUGAGUUAUGGCAACGACUUCUUGGAGAAAAAUAGUGUAUCCUUGCUGGAGGCCUUCUACCGAGGGUGAUGGCUUUGGUAAUAGCGUUAGUGAUGCUAAUGGAAGGAAUGAGGGGUUGUUGUGGUAUAAGGAUAUUGGGCGGCAUGUUUAUGGCGAUUUUUCUAUGGCGGUAGUUCAAGCAAAUAAUAUAGUGGAAGAUCACAGCCAGCUUGAAUCUGGUUCUAUGAGCUCGGUUGAUUUUGGUCCACAAGGGACGUUUAUUGGAGUAUAUGAUGGUCAUGGAGGUCCGGAAGCAGCACGGUUCAUUAAUAAUCAUCUGUUUGAACAUAUCAAGACUAUUCGUGGUGCAGAAUUCACAUCAGAUAAUGAUGGAAUGUCAGCUGAUGUUAUAACCAAAGCGUUUUUGGCAACCGAAGAGGAAUUCUUGUCUCUUGUAAGACAACAGUGGUCAGUUCAGCCACAAAUUGCUUCUGUUGGGUCAUGCUGUUUGGUGGGUAUUAUAUGUGACGGGGUCCUAUAUAUUGCAAAUGCUGGAGAUUCUCGGGUUGUGUUGGGCAGAUUAGACAAGGUCUUUAAAGAGGUCAAAGCUGUUCAAUUAUCAGCUGAGCACAAUGCGAGUUAUGAAUCAGUUAGAGAAGAAUUGCAAUCACUGCAUCCAGAUGAUUCACAGAUUGUGGUCUUAAGGCAUAAGGUUUGGCGUGUAAAGGGUAUUAUUCAGGUAUCUAGGUCCAUAGGCGAUGCCUAUCUGAAAAGAUCAGAGUUCAAUAGAGAGCCACUGCUGCCAAAGUUUCGAGUUCGAGAGCCUUUCGAUAGGCCAAUCCUAAAAGCUGAGCCAUCAAUAGUUGUGCAGAAACUUUACGUGGAAGACCAGUUUCUUAUAUUUGCAUCAGAUGGCCUGUGGGAGCAUCUUAGCAAUCAAGAGGCUGUUGAUAUUGUCAACAACUGCAGACGUAAUGGUAUCGCUAGGAAGCUUAUCAAAGCUGCACUUAUGGAUGCAGCAAAGAAAAGAGAAAUGAGAUACAGUGACCUGAAAAAGGUUGACAGAGGGGUGAGAAGACAUUUUCACGAUGAUAUCACUGUGAUAGUAGUGUUUCUAGACAGUAAUUUCAUUAGUCGCAGCUCCAGCAAUGGACCCAUGGUUUCAGUGAGAGGAGGUGGAAAUUCAUCUAUCGGUGUUAAUAACCUAGUUUAAAUGGUCUAACUGCUUGCACCUAGUGCCACUGCCUGUUACAUGUCACGGAAUUUCUUUUGUUAAGUGAGUUUUAAGAAUCUAUAAGAUAAGGAGAAAACAUGUGCAGUUCUGCUCAAGUGUCUGCAAUCUCAAUCUAGAUGGUACAGUUGAUGAUUAUGUCAGGAAGAAGCCUUAUGGUAAACUAGGAAGUCUGUGGAUUGGCAUAUGAAACACUCAAGAAUACCUUUCAAGAAAUGAGCUGGGACUUGAGAUGGCCUCCCUAUAGCAGAAUCUGCCUCUGAAGGCGAGAACUUAGUACUUUAAAGUGAAGUUUACUCAGACUGUGACAAUCAAAUAUCUGACAAUUCUGUUCUUAAUUUGAGACCUUUUCUGUAGAUUUGUUUUUAACAAAAGAACCUAUGCAUUUUAAUGUGUUAAUAAUUUUGCAUUUUAUAGUCAACUCUCUAGUUUAGUCUUA
Messenger RNA from Daucus carota subsp. sativus, 1964 nucleotides. Its product is annotated as probable protein phosphatase 2C 38. The record is from RefSeq and is a predicted model, not a curated record. Lineage: Eukaryota; Viridiplantae; Streptophyta; Magnoliopsida; Apiales; Apiaceae. Gene Ontology annotation, biological process: peptidyl-threonine dephosphorylation. The coding region runs from base 323 to 1507 and encodes 394 amino acids. The transcript is spliced from 5 exons. Gene Ontology annotation, molecular function: cation binding; protein serine/threonine phosphatase activity.